UCCAAUAUGGCGCACUUUUACUAGCAGAAAUAAGCGUGUGUCGACACGAAAUACGUCAAACAACAUAAUAAUGACUGACCCGAGAAGUGACGGGGUGUUAGUUCGCUAUUACUGCACCGCCGGUAACGGGAUGGAGCAUUUCUUAACUGGCGAGGUGAAGAGGAAGCUGGCAGCCGAAGAUGUGUGUCAGAUGACAGGUAAAGUGUUAUUCAGCUCCUCCGCGAGGAUCGACAGAGUCAGUGAGUUGAAGGCUGCAGAGAGGCUCUUCCUCCUGUUGAAACAUGACUCGCCUGUGCAGCUCUCUGCUCACACCAACCCAGCAAAGGCAGCCUCUGUGCUGCAAUCCAGACUGUUGGGUGACGGGAGUCAAUGGACCAAUGCCGUAGUGACAUGGAGCCGCCUGCAGGGGGAACUAGCCAACAGGAGAACUACUGUCAAUACAUCAGGCACUGCCCUGGGUAUGAAGAGGACGAUGGAGGAGGGGAGAGGGAGUGAGGAACAGAGGGAAGAAGAGGAGAAGUGCAAUGUGGAGAUUGGAAAGAGUACAGCAGAGCAGAGGGUGGAGGGAAGUGGAACCAGGAGGCUGAGAAGUGGUGAAGAAAAUGGAGCUCAGACACUGGAAAAGAAGAGAAAAAGAGAGAUGGUACAAAGAGGAGAAAAGAUAAGCAGAGAAACCUGUGGAGUUGAGAGGAGGAUGGUAAUGGAUGGUAAUGUAAAGAAAGGAAUUACAUCAGAAACUGAUUUGCAUGGCAGAGGAUCAGCUGGUGUCCACACAACAGCAGGAAUAGACCACAAUGUGGAAAGUAGCAGCAGGAGGAUAGAUGACAUGCCAGAGGACUGUGCUGUGGAAAAUGUGGAACAUGUGAAGACUACUGGAGAAGAAGAGAAGACACUACUGCAACCCAGCAGGAUCACACCAAAGAUUACUCCCUCUGUCCCUGUCUCUUUUAGGAUCAGCUGCAAGUGUACUGGAUCUCUGUCUCGACACUUCAGCACACAGGAGUUGAGCAAAGUGAUUGGAGUAGGUUUGAGCAGACUCCUGGGCUGGAAGGCUGAGCUGAAGAAUCCACAGCUGGAGGUAAAUGUUUAUUUGAGUGACGACCACUGCCUGAUGGGGAUUCCACUGACCAGGUUACCUCUGGCAAACCGGAGCUACAUUAAAACCACAGGACUGAGGUCUACAAUAGCCUGGGCUAUGGCCUCACUGGCUCAGAUACAGCCAGGUUCCUGUGUAGUCGACCCAAUGUGCGGGGUGGGAACCAUCUUAGUAGAAGCAGCGCAGGAACACAAGGCUGCCUGUUUCCUGGGUAUGGACAAUGAUGAUAGACAGCUGCAGAGGGCCAAUGAGAACAUUGAGUUUGCAGAGCUGGGAAACAGGAUACACCUGCUGAAUGCUUCAUCUAUGGCGCUGCCUCUGGCCAGUGCCACUGUAGAUGCCGUGGUCUGUGACCUGCCGUUUGGCAGGAAGUUUGGCACCAAAACAAACAUGGCUACCAACCUGCCAGUCAUUGUGACUGAGAUGGAGAGGGUCCUCCGUGUUGGUGGUACCAUGGUCCUCCUCCUGAGUCCUCAGUUAUCCUUUCUCCUCAAAAAACUCCUGGCACAAAAAGACACUGAACCAAAGUCUAACCAGGAAACACAGCCUCAAACUGGAUUACUAGACGGCCGAUCUCCUUCUCUACCUUCCAGAAAGCUGCAGACUUUCCAAAUUCACCAGGGGUUGAAACCCUCACCUACCAAGGAAACAGACACUCACUCAGGGGUACAACAACCCCUGCCUCCACCCCUCUCCUCUCUGAAGCACCAAGCAACUCUGAGAGUUAGCUUAGGUGCAAUAGAUGGACUUAUCCAUAAAUAUGUCAAGAUAAGUGUUUGAUCAGUGUUGAUGGAAGUCACAUUUCAAAGUUACUACUUUGUUUAUUUUGUUACUUAUCAUGAAAAAUGAGUAGUUAUAUUGAAAUUCCAUGCUUUAUUAAAACUAGUCUGUAAUAUGUUUUUUUA
Seriola aureovittata is the source of this 2001-nucleotide messenger RNA. It is a transcript of the gene thumpd2, whose product is annotated as THUMP domain containing 2. Gene Ontology annotation, molecular function: tRNA (guanine) methyltransferase activity; RNA binding. NCBI's taxonomy places the organism in Eukaryota, Metazoa, Chordata, Actinopteri, Carangiformes, Carangidae. The coding region runs from base 71 to 1876 and encodes 601 amino acids. The record is from RefSeq and is a predicted model, not a curated record. Gene Ontology annotation, biological process: tRNA methylation. The transcript is spliced from 11 exons.